Messenger RNA from Xyrichtys novacula (pearly razorfish), 5934 nucleotides. NCBI's taxonomy places the organism in Eukaryota, Metazoa, Chordata, Actinopteri, Labriformes, Labridae. The record is from the annotation of a GenBank genome assembly.
AUGAGGGCCUGUUUGGUAUUCAUUUGCUUCCUGGCAGCAACGUUUGCCUUGUCUGUGAGUAAAUAUUUAUUCCUAAUUUAAACUUUGCCUAUAACAAAAAAUGUGAGAUUUUUGAAUGUGCAGCCAUGAUUAAAGGGAUAUUACACCGUAAAAUUAAUUUGGGUUCAAACACACUGUAACACCGAGAUAGACACCCCCUCGAGAGAUGAAUGUUGCCGACCGCUUGCUUCUCUAGUUAUACCAAUAAACAAACCUCAACCAACAGCACCUAACUUCAUCAACAGUACAUAUAGGGUCCUAUCCACAGCACUAGCCACCAAACAUCUUUGCCUAAUUUCUAUAGCAAAGAGACUAAAAGAAACUCACCUACCCUUUUAUAGCAGCCGCUUGUUUGUAGGACUGCAGCGGGGUGAUGCAGCUCAAGGAAGAACAUUUAUGAUCAUUAAUUUUCUUCAUGGAAAUGCAAUCAGACCGAGAUGCUAAGACAGAAGAACUACAACGUCUGCAGUGCAAAAUGAUUAAUAUGAUGAUUAUUACGUCAAGGAAAUGAUAAAGAAAUGAUCAUAAAUGUUCUUCCUUGAGCUGCUUCACCCCGCUGCAGUCGAUGAUGGUCUGGUUGAGGUCUCGCUACAAACAAGCGGCCGCUGGAAGAGAGUAGAUGAGUUGUGUUUAGUCUCUUUGCUAAAGAAAUCAGGCAAAGUUGAAAAGAUGUCUGAUGGCUAGUGCUGUGGCUGGGACCCUAUAUGUACUGUUGAUGAAGUUAGGUGCUGUUCUGAGAAUUAUUUGUGGCUAUACAGUGGCGUUUUGGUUGAGGUUUGUUUAUGGCUCCUCAGACCGCUGUGUAUUGCUAUUGUGCGGUCGUUACUAAAGAUGGUAUAACUAGAGAAGCAAGCGGACGGCAACAUUAAUCUCUCAACGGGGUGUCUAACUCAGUGUUACGGUGUGUUUGACUCUAACUGAAUUUUACGCCGGAAUAUCCCUUUAAAUCAAUGUUGAUCAUUAAUGCCCCUAUUUACUGCAGGUCAACAGCAAGCCUCAUGGAAAACGUCAUGGACUGCGAAAGAAUUCCCACCCAGCCAAAGAAAAGGUAGAGCAGGGCACUAAAUAGAUGUAUCCAAAAACAUUUUUAUUUAUCUAUUUAUUUAUUCAUUGUACAAUAAAAAAUUCUUCAUUUGUUUUUCCAAAACAAAAAAGGAUGUUAUUACAGAAGAGGCAAACAAGCCAGAGAUCUUGCCCACUUUAGUUCCUAUUGAGGCCAGCAGCCAGGAGCAGGAAGAUGAAGAACUGAGCUCUGAAGACAACGGCAAUGCUAACAAGGAGGAAGAGGAGUUUCAACUGACAGAGAGGAACGACAAAAGCUCUGCGGUCCUGCUGAGUGAAGAAGAACUGGUUGACCUCCUGAAGAGAGAGGCGAAGGAAGAGCAGGAAGCAGAGGAAAGAGAGCUGGAGGAAGAAGAAUUGGAGUCGGAGAAAGUCAAGGUGGAGACAGAUGAGGAUGAGGAAGCCGAGGAGAAGAAGCUGAAUGAUGGACUGAAGACUGAGGAAGAUAUAAAAGAGGAGACCAAUGAGGGGGAAGGAGUUAAAAAAGAGAGUGCUGAUGAUGAUGAGAAAAAAGUGGAGGAAGUAGAAGAGGUGGAGGUGGAACAGAUGCCCCAGAAGAAAAAAGAGAAGAUACAGGAGGAAAGUGAUGGCAGCACAGAGUCAGAGAUCCCAGCUGAUCUUGACUAUGCUGCAGACGGUAGCAUCCUACAACCUCUACAGAUUGUUCCUACAAAAUUAAAAUCCCUUCCAGAUGACAUCCAGCCUCUCUCACAAACAGAUGCAAAGGAGACAGAAACCACUGCUGCAGAUGAUUUUGAACACGAGGUACAAAACACAGAGGCAGCAAGCAGUGAAGAGGAGUCUGAUGGAGACAUGAUGAACAAACACCCAAAGGCCCAGUCUAAAGGUGAAAGCGCAGGCAAGAAAGAAUCAGCAGAAAAUGUGGACCCCCAAGAACCAAAGAGUGGGACUGAGUUUGAUACAGAGUCUCGACCAGCUGUGGAAGGAGAAGAGAAAAGUAAGAAUGAGAGCGGUAGUCACAGCAAGGGGAAAACAAGGAAGCAGAAGAAGAACCAGAGGGCGAGGAAGCACUCUCCACAGAGUGACGAAACGCAGCCUGCACAGGAGCCCAGCCGGCAGGAUGACCAGGAGGCCGAGGGUGGCAACAUUGAUAACGCUGUUCACAAGACCAAGAGGAGGAGGGCAGGAAAAUGGGUAAUGUAAAAUCAAUCCUGAUAUUUUGAUCUUUUGAAGAAGCUCUUAUCAAUAGUUUUAUGUCAUAAAUAAAUGAUCACAUGCACUCCAAAAAUCAAAAUAGAAUUCUAGGGGAGAGUGGGGUAAGUUGAGCCACCCCCUGUUGCUUGGAAAAAGUAAAAGAAAUUGAUCAUGUGACCAAAUAUUUAGGAGGUGAGCAUCAAUACAUGGGUGAAGGAGUUAGACAUUUAUUUCCAAAAAAAACCCAACAUUUUUUUACUCUUGAAAGUGAAUUUAAUCUGUCAUAAGUUUUAUUAGAAUUGUGUUCGGAUCAAAAAAGAUCAUUUUGAAUUUGUUUUAUACAUCAAUUGUGGUAUCUAUGAGCUACAACAUGAGGUCAAAAACCUAGCGUAAAAGUCCACCAUUUUAGCUUAGAGGACUAAUAAAGUCAUCAUAGUAGUUCUGGGGUAAGUUGAGCCAGUGGCUUAACUGAGAAAGUAAAGGAGUCUGAUGAGAGGAUCAGAGUUUCAGUUCAGAUUGUUAAAAUGUGUUACUUUUCCUUUUAAAAAUACAGCUGUGAAUGUUCUGAAUCACUUAAAGACAUUCUCAUGUUAAAAGGCUCUUUUACAAAACAGCUUUUAGCAGUUAAAUGCAAUAAUAACAAAAAGAAUUAAUGUACAAGAUACACUAGUUAGAGACAGAACUAUGAUCACCUUGAUGUAGUGAUCAAAAAUAUGAAAAAUGGCUCAUCUUACCCCACUCUCCUCUACCUCAAAUCUGCAUCGAUAGAAAGCUGAUCAGAAAUAUAUGAAAUUGUCAUGUUGGAGGUCCUGGUAUUCAUAUAGGCUAUGGUCCUGAAUCCUCGCUCUUACAUCCUGAUCAGUGCAGAAUUGAGUUUAACAUCCUGCACAGUUGGGUCACUAUCUGAAUUUAAGAAUUUAGAUUCCUUGAAAUUGAAGCUAACCUGAUCUGAUCUUGAAAUCAGUGUUGUUGACAAUCUAAUGCUCAUAGCUUUGCGCGAUAGGAGAUUCUACUUGUGUUUAAUUUUCUUAAUUUGUUAAAAUUUCUCUACAAAAGUAAAUCUCAGCCUUAUAAAUUAAAAAAAUAAAUCACAUCCUGACAUUUCCUGUGUAUUUUUCCAGGGUCCUUUGGUAGGAAUGAAUCCAGUACAGAUAAGAGCCACAGUGGAUCUCUACCCUAGUUCCAGGUCCUCUUUGGGUGGAGGCGCUCAUCGCUCAGAUGCCCCCGAGGGUUUGUCACUACACUGACUAAUGUGUUAUCCCAACAGCCUCAUUGUGGAAUCUGCUGACCAGACCACUCUGCCCUAAAACUUCUGCAUGAGCAGUGUCACCCAGUUUCAUGGUCACUACCAAAACACAACUCUGUGGGCUUAAGGAGAGAAUGAUAGAGAUCAAGUUGAAUUUAAUCACUGUACCAACUCAAAUGGCAGAGGAAUGUAGGAAAGGGCUUGUUGUGGUUGAAGCUUUAGGUUUCCAAUGAUCAAUCCACUAAACCGGGACUAAAAGGGAUUAUUGAUGCCAUUGGAUUUGAGUUCAUGGUGAAGGUCAACGCAGUACUUAUCUUUUUUUUCAGAUCCAUGUGACAACUUUCCCUGCAAACGUGGAAAAAUGUGUAAACUCGACCCAGACAACAAGCCAAGCUGUGUGUGUCAGGAGCCGUCAGAAUGUCCUUCCAGUGUGAAUGAGAUUGAUCAUGUAAGUGUGGAUAGAAAUCAAAUGUUUCUCAAAUGCAAUCGUUUGUAGUUGAUUUUUUUUUUUUAAUCACUUUUGGACAUUCUUCAAUUUUGUAGGUUUGUGGGACAGACAACAAAACGUACGACACAUCCUGUGAACUCUUUGCUACUAAAUGCAAACUGGAGGGCACAAAGAGAGGACAUAAACUUCAUCUGGAUUACACUGGGUCCUGCAAAUGUUAGUUACAAACUAGAAUCAUUGAUCUUUUAACUGAGGUAUGAUACAGUGUAGGUAACAUUUAUCUGUCUGUGAUCUUUUUCUCUGUUUUUCUCAGUAAUUCCUCAGUGUGUUGACACUGAGCUGAUCCAGUUUCCUCUGCGAAUGAGGGAUUGGCUGAAGAAUGUCCUUCUGCAGCUCUAUGAACACGACUCCAUGUCUCCUGGCUUCCUCACUCCUAAACAGAGAUUUAGAGUAAGAUGCACUGCUCAUAUAAAUAUAACUGUGACUCUGGGGAUGAUUGGUCUUAAAUUAAUCCAAAUAUGGUUCUCUGUGCUCUGUAGGUGAAGAAGAUCUUUGAGAGUGAAAGGCGUCUUCAUGCUGGAGAUCACUCUGUUGAACUGCUUGCACAGGACUUUGAGAAGAACUACAACAUGUAUAUCUACCCUGUCCACUGGCAGUUUGCUCAGCUGGACCAGCACCCCUCUGACAGGUACUAAGUACUUGUUUUUUUAAACUUCCUUCUGCCACAACCUUUAAAUUACACCUGAUAAGUCUUAACAUGGUACUUAUGAAAGGAUGUGUGUUCUGUACAAUACAAUGUACUAUGAUUGCUGUUAUUAUUUGGCCAUGGUGUAUAUUUGUUUUACCCAUAGACUGUAUAUAGAAUAGACAGCAUCUGCCUCCUCACUGGGUGAAGCCACAAAGAGAACAGCACCCUCUGGUGACAGGCUGCAGUAUAGGUCAUAAAUCCUGCCUCCUCCAGCAAUCCCUAUGGAGCUGUGGACAAACUUUAGAAAUUUAUUACACAGAAUAUAAUUUUUCUCCCUCUGUUUGGGAUUUUGACACGUAGUUACAGUAAGACUGGUUUGUGCUCAAGUCCUCUUUUUUCUGUAAAACCAUUUUUAAAAGUUAUUAGAGGGUUCAUGUUUUCUAUGAUUGACACUUGAUACAGCCUAUGGGCGUACAAGGAUUGUGUAGCUCACCUGGGGGAUACGCUGUUUGAGCCGAACGUCAUCACAGCGACUCUCGAUGACUCUCCCGCUGAAAGUGUACAAUGCAAGUGGUGGAUCCAGGAAGUGGAGAAAAUCCUGGAAAUACCGAGAGCUUUUUGACUUCAAAUUCGUAUAAUGACCGAAGGCAGAACCAAGUUGUUCAUAGUAUAAACAGUCUAUGGUUUUACCUAGUAUAUCAGCUGUAAGUUGAAAAAUAUAUGUAUUUGGAUUUCAUCUGGGUGAGUCGAUAAUUCUGUAGUUGUGACACUUUUAGCUGAAAAUUUUCUGGCGAUUUAUUCAUCUUGUACAGAGUGUUGUCCCACUCUGAGCUUGCCCCUCUGCGAGUCCCUCUGGUGCCGAUGGAGCACUGCACCUCUCGCUUCUUCCACGAGUGUGACGCUGACAAGGACAAGCAGGUAUCCUUUAAAGAGUGGACUUCCUGUUUUGGCAUCAAAGAUGGUAAGACCAACAUCAUAUCAUCAGCAUACAGUGAUUUAGACGCUCACUAAUUCAUGCUACAAUACAUUUUGUUUAUUUCAAUCAUUUAAUAAACUUUAUUAUAAACUUUAUAUAUAUAUAUAUAUUUACUUGAAUUUAUUUUAAAUAUACCAUGCUGUUCAUUAAAUCUUUUGAAACGUGACCAAUUCUGUUGUAAAUUUAUGAUUUAUCUAUGAUGGACACGUAUUCUUGUACCAUAGCGAAACUUAGGAAAACAAAUUUUUUUUUCACUCUAUUAAUGUGUGUUUUCUUCUUUUUUUUUUACAGAGGAUAUGGAUACCAACCUGCUAUUCUGA